Molecule: messenger RNA, 4010 nt
Organism: Cyclopterus lumpus (lumpfish)
Lineage: Eukaryota; Metazoa; Chordata; Actinopteri; Perciformes; Cyclopteridae
Gene: ide
Product: insulin-degrading enzyme
Exons: 25
Coding region: 148-3195 (1015 amino acids)
Biological process (GO): peptide catabolic process
Cellular component (GO): mitochondrion; cytosol; peroxisomal matrix
Molecular function (GO): metal ion binding; metalloendopeptidase activity
Source: RefSeq, a predicted model, not a curated record
GUCGCUAUAACAUGGAUCAGUUGCUGAUAUCAUCAAAGAAUCGAUAGCAUUCCAUCUUGAAUUACACUCGUUUAUGUGUUCGACUGCUUUUGUCUAUUCAAAUAUGGCGCUGUAAAAGCCAAGGUUUGUUUUUUAUGGGUGCAAAGUAUGUUUAAGUGCAUUAACCGAACGGCCCAGUUUACGAGAGCUCUCCAGUCAGCAGGCAACAGUUUCCGUAUUAACCAAGAUCUUAGGCUUGUGUCAUCCUUGCCACUCAGAAUGAACGACCCGGCUCUGAAUAGGGUGGUUGGUGACAUCAUUCGCUCUCCUGAGGACAAACGGGUUUACAGGGGUUUGGAAUUCACCAACGGCCUGAAGGCAAUGCUCAUCUGUGACCCAACAACAGACAAAUCCUCAGCUGCUUUGGAUGUCCAAAUAGGUUCAUUAUCAGACCCAGCGAACAUCUCGGGCCUGGCGCACUUCUGUGAGCACAUGCUGUUCCUGGGGACAAAAAAGUACCCCAAGGAGAACGAAUACAGCCAGUUCCUCAGUGAGCAUGCUGGCAGCUCCAAUGCCUUUACCAGUGGGGAGCACACCAACUAUUACUUCGACGUGUCCCAUGAGCACCUGGAAGGAGCUCUAGACAGGUUUGCCCAGUUCUUCCUUUGCCCUCUGUUUGAUGAGAGUUGUAAGGACCGGGAGGUAAAUGCUGUGGACUCGGAGCACGAGAAGAACCUGAUGAAUGAUGCCUGGAGGCUGUUCCAGUUAGAGAAGGCCACUGGCAACCCUGACCACCCCUUCAGUAAAUUUGGAACAGGUAACAAAUUGACCCUUGAGACUCGGCCAUGUAAAGAUGGGAUUGACAUUCGUCAGGAGCUCCUGAAGUUUCAUUCCACAUAUUACUCCUCCAACCUCAUGGGACUGUGUGUGUUGGGAAGAGAAUCAUUAGAUGACUUGACCGCCAUGGUGGUCAAGCUCUUUGGAGAAGUGGAGAACAAGAACGUACCAAUCCCAGAAUUCCCUGAGCACCCCUUCCAGGAAGAACACCUCAAGCAAUUCUACAAAGUGGUGCCUAUUAAAGACAUCAGGAACCUGUAUGUGACUUUCCCCAUCCCGGACCUCCAGAAGUACUACAAAUCUAACCCAGGACAUUAUCUGGGACAUUUGAUUGGUCACGAAGGACCCGGAAGUUUGUUAUCCGAGCUAAAAUCUAAAGGCUGGGUGAACACACUUGUUGGAGGGCAAAAAGAAGGAGCCAGGGGAUUCAUGUUCUUUAUCAUCAAUGUGGACUUGACUGAGGAGGGCCUCUUGCACGUUGAGGACAUCAUCUUCCACAUGUUCCAGUACAUCCAGAAACUGCGUACUGAGGGACCUCAGGAGUGGGUGUUUGAGGAGUGCAAGGAUUUAAACAAAGUGGCCUUCAGGUUCAAGGACAAGGAGCGACCCCGUGGCUACACUUCCAAAGUGUCUGGUCUAGUGCACUACUACCCUCUUGAAGACAUUCUAGCAGCAGAGUACCUUUUGGAGGAAUUCAGGCCAGAUCUGAUUGAGAUGGUGCUGGAUAAGCUGAGACCAGAAUAUGUCAGAGUUGCAGUGGUGUCAAAGUCGUUUGAAGGGCAAACAAACAAGACAGAAGAGUGGUAUGGCACGCAGUACAAACAGGAGGCCAUCUCUGAGGAGUCCCUUGAGAAAUGGGCAAGUGCAGACCUCAACAACAAGUUCAAAUUGCCCAUGAAAAACGAGUUCAUUCCAACCAACUUCGAGAUCUACCCUCUUGAGAAAGACUCUCCACCCGUCCCCACUUUAAUCAAGGACACUGCAAUGAGCAAGGUGUGGUUCAAGCAGGAUGACAAGUUCUUCCUGCCCAAGGCUUGCCUGAACUUUGAGUUCUUCAGCCCUUUUGCGUAUGUGGACCCAUUGCAUUGUAACAUGGCAUAUUUAUACCUUGAGCUCCUCAAGGACUCCCUCAACGAGUAUGCAUAUGCAGCCGAGCUAGCCGGGUUGAACUAUGACCUCCAAAAUACCGUCUAUGGGAUGUAUCUGUCCGUUAAAGGUUACAGUGACAAGCAGCACAUCCUGCUGAAGAAGAUCGUGGAGAAGAUGGCCAACUUUGAGAUAGAUGAGAAGCGCUUUGACAUCAUCAAAGAAGCGUACAUGAGGUCUUUGAAUAACUUCAGAGCCGAGCAGCCUCACCAGCACGCCAUGUACUAUCUCCGUCUACUCAUGACUGAGGUUGCUUGGACUAAAGAUGAGCUCAGAGAGGCUCUGGAUGAUGUGACUCUCCCACGCCUCAAGGCCUUCAUACCGCAGCUAUUGUCACGGUUACAUAUCGAAGCCCUUCUCCAUGGCAACAUCACCAAGGAGUCUGCUUUUGGCAUGUUGCAAAUGUUGGAGGACGCGCUCAUCGAGCAUGUUCACACCAAGCCCCUCCUCCCGAGCCAGCUGAUUCGCUACAGAGAGGUGCAGGUUCCAGACGGUGGCUGGUAUGUUUACCAGCAGAAAAAUGAGGUGCACAACAAUAGCGGCAUCGAGAUCUACUAUCAGACAGACAUGCAGACCACCCACGACAACAUGCUGCUGGAGCUGUUCUGCCAGAUCAUCUCUGAGCCCUGCUUCAACACACUGAGAACCAAAGAACAGCUGGGCUACAUUGUGUUCAGUGGGCCUCGGCGGGCUAACGGGGUGCAAGGCCUUCGUUUCAUCAUCCAGUCGGAGAAGCCGCCCCACUACCUGGAGAGCCGCGUGGAGGCUUUCCUCUGCACCAUGGAGAAGGCUGUGGAGGAGAUGAGCGAGGAAGCCUUCCAGAAACACAUCCAGGCCCUGGCCAUCCGCCGCCUGGAUAAGCCGAAGAAGCUCUCUGCCGAGUGUGCCAAGUACUGGGGAGAGAUCAUCUCUCAACAGUAUCAUUUUGACCGAGAUAACGCUGAAGUGUCCUACCUGAAGACUUUGACAAAGGAAAACAUAAUGCACUUCUACAGAGAACGACUGACUGUCGAAGCCCCAAAGAGACACAAGGUGUCCGUGCACGUCCUGUCCAGAGAGAUGGACUCCUGUCCAAUCGUGGGAGAGUUCCCCGCUCAGAAUGACGUCAACCUGGCCCCUGCUCCCUCCCUGCCACAGCCCACACUGGUUCAGGACAUGACUGAGUUCAAGAGGAGCCUGUCUCUCUUCCCCUUGGUCAAGCCUCACAUCAACUUCAUGGCUGCCAAACUGUGAGGGAGGUCGGCAGGUCAACAUGCAGCAGCAAGGAGGCGCUGGGGAGGGCAACCGCUAGGGGCCACACUCUGUUUCCCCACCUACACCCCUCUCCGCUUCCCAUCAGGAAGCCUUUAAUCUGAUCCUGCGUGCUUGUGUGUCUGUCUGUGUGUGUGUGUGCGUGUGCGCGUGUGCACGGGUACGGGUAGCAGGCAGGAGGGGAAAAUAAAGAAAAGUGUGUACUUGAAUCAUAAAGUUAGCCGUGGUUGUCGACAUAGCUGUGGUGACGAUAGAGGUCACUUCAGACUCACCUCCAUGUUGUAAGUCUCUGAAACACUCACACGCAUCAUAAUACUGUUGUAGAGGAAAUAGAAACAACCGUUUAACAAAAAAAAAAGAUGAGGGCCAGAUCCCUUUUUAAUCAAAUUCAAGUGUCCUGCAGAAGCUUCACAGUAGGAGGCGUUUUUAUUUGAAUUAUUCAGACAUGCUGCUUUGAGAAUGAUAGCUGGGUUAUUGUGAAGAACUGUGGGCUGUAGAAGUCAAAGAUAUGGACUCCAUGAGGGUCCUCUUUUAUUUGUUGGACAUACAGUUCGCCAUGUGAUUCUCUGAGGCGCCACAGCUCUCCUGGAGAUGCAAAAGACGCACGGUCACAUGGACCAUUUAAAUUUAAAUCGUUGCAUUUCUGAAGAAUAUCUCUGUUCCGUACUUCUGGUUUUAAUCCUCGUGGGUUUUGAAUUAUUGCUUGUAAACUGGUAAAAUGUUGGGACCUUUUUGAGGAGCUGUUUGAAAAACUGCUCAACACAAAAUCGUGAUGAAUAAAAAAAAAUAUAUUUUCA